Fundulus heteroclitus (mummichog) is the source of this 2055-nucleotide messenger RNA. RefSeq names its product POU class 4 homeobox 3 (gene pou4f3). The record is from RefSeq and is a predicted model, not a curated record. The transcript is spliced from 2 exons. Gene Ontology annotation, biological process: regulation of transcription by RNA polymerase II. Gene Ontology annotation, molecular function: DNA-binding transcription factor activity, RNA polymerase II-specific; RNA polymerase II cis-regulatory region sequence-specific DNA binding. Bases 190 to 1230 code for a protein of 346 amino acids. NCBI's taxonomy places the organism in Eukaryota, Metazoa, Chordata, Actinopteri, Cyprinodontiformes, Fundulidae.
GGAGGGAGGGAGGGAGAAGGAGGAGGGAGGCUGAAAAAGGAGGAGGAGGAGGAGGAUGCCGGGAGGCGCCCUGACUGUGAGCAGCUUCAGUCUGGUGACGGAGAGCGCAGGAGGCUCCCGUGGCUGUACGCUCCUCCCGGCUGUUUUCAUGUCCGGGGCCACACUGUCUGCGAGGGGCCUGCAGGGAGAAUGACGAUGAUGACCAUGAACGGAAAGCAGCACUUCUCCAUGCACCCGGCCCUGCACGAGCCCAAGUAUCCCGGCCUGCACUCAGGCUCGGAGGGCAUGCGCAGAGUCUGUCUGCCCGCCCCGCAGCUGCAGGGCAAUAUAUUCGGAGGCUUUGAUGAGAGCCUGCUGGCACGGGCUGAAGCUCUGGCGGCUGCUGACAGCAUUGUCUCUCAAGGCAAGAGCCACCCGUUCAAACCAGACGUGACUUACCAUACCAUGAGCAGUGUCCCCUGCACCUCAGCAUCCUCUUCCUCCUCCACCACCGUGCCCAUCUCCCACCAUCACCACCACCAUCACCUGGGACAGACCCUGGAGGCCGGGGACCUCCUGGAUCACCUUUCCACCAGCCUGGCCGUGACCGGGAUGGGAGCUCCAGAGCCUCCAGGGAUGACUGCGCCGGCACACCACCACCAGCACCCGCACCACCACCUGCAGACCAUGGGGCAGCUGCACCAGGCAAUGGCCACCAUGGCCCACCCUCACUCCCUGUCCGUGCACGGCGGCAUGGCCUGCGUCAGCGACGUGGAGUCCGAUCCCCGGGAGCUGGAAGCCUUCGCGGAGCGCUUCAAGCAGCGGAGGAUUAAGCUCGGGGUGACCCAGGCGGACGUCGGCGCCGCGCUGGCCAACCUGAAGAUCCCCGGCGUGGGGUCGCUAAGCCAGAGCACAAUUUGCAGGUUCGAGUCCCUCACCCUGUCCCACAACAACAUGAUCGCGCUCAAGCCGGUCCUGCAGGCCUGGCUGGAGGAAGCCGAGGCUGCGCACCGGGAGAAGAGCAGCAAGCCGGACCUUUUCAACGGCAGCGAGAGGAAAAGGAAGCGCACGUCCAUCGCCGCGCCGGAGAAGCGCUCGUUGGAGGCGUACUUCGCCAUCCAGCCUCGGCCCUCGUCGGAGAAAAUCGCGGCCAUCGCCGAGAAAUUGGACCUGAAAAAGAACGUGGUUCGAGUGUGGUUCUGCAAUCAGCGGCAGAAACAGAAGCGAAUGAAGUACUCGGCGGUGCACUGAGUUCUCCCCACCAACAUCAUGAAUAAAAUAGCCUACUACAUUUUUGAUUGAGUGAUUAAUAAUAACCCGAGUAGCCCCAACAAACAGGGAUUUAUCAACAUGUCUCCUCUGGGAUCGUUUCCAAAACGGACUUUUCCACAUUUUUUGUGUCACUCACUCUGCCUCGUUGCACCUUUUCUGGAUUUUGCUGUUGAGACGGCAUACUUAUUUAUUUUAAAGGGGGAUUUUUUGAUGUUAUUGAUCAUGUAUUCUGCACACGCAGAGAAUGGACUUUUAUUCGAAACUAUCACAUUCAUUGUCAUUGGAGCGCAACUGGACUUCUUUUUCUACUUACAACAUAAAUACACAAAAAAACGAUACAAAAAAAAAAAAACACUAUUAUAUCCACAUCACAUAUGCAAAAAUAGCCACACUAUCAUGUCUUCACCUGUGGAGCCUUUAGGAUUAAAAUGUUCCAACGUUUCAACUAUUCACUAAAUUCUGCGAAUGAAGCCGCUCUCUUUGUAAACUGUGAGUGAUUGUGAUUUACGCACAAAAAAUGAGUCUUUUCCCACAAACUAUGACACUGUUCUUCUUGAAUCAUUAAGAAAUGGAAAUGACACCGUCAUUAUAAGGGGCACAACCAAUGUGGCUGCUGCUAUAUUUUAGUAUUUUGAUGUGAACAUGUUUUGCAGAAUUACGGGUGAGCUGUAUAGAUAAUUAUUAUAUGGCUUUUAUCACCUAAUAUAAGUAUUUAUUUAUUUAUUUUCCUCACUCUUGAUUUCACUUGGAAUAAAAAAGUGUGACAUUUAAACUGAAUAAAUUAUUGGUUAUUUUCUAAAAUGA